Dichomitus squalens LYAD-421 SS1 is the source of this 6500-nucleotide messenger RNA. Its product is annotated as TPR-like protein. The transcript has 9 exons. Gene Ontology annotation, molecular function: protein binding. Lineage: Eukaryota; Fungi; Basidiomycota; Agaricomycetes; Polyporales; Polyporaceae. The record is from RefSeq and is a predicted model, not a curated record. The coding region runs from base 46 to 2829 and encodes 927 amino acids.
CCCGCGGCGGCUUUCUCCUUCUCGGCUCGAGCACUUGAAAACACGAUGUGCUUGGACGUCCAGGCCAUCGAAAAAGCACUUCUCACAGGGAAGUGGGAUAACGGGCUAGAUAGCUCGUCAGAUGCACCCGUUUUGAAAAUCGCUAAAAACGUGGUGAACGGCGAUUUUCGCGAUCUCACAGCGUCACCCAGCCGAGAUCUGUUUGCGGUAACACAAUCUAACGAGGACCUCGUUGACCGCCCGCUCACCAAGUGGUUCGACUACACCCAAAGACUAUCUUCAGGAACACCAGGCACGCCGGAUGACGAGCUACUCCGGCUCUCCUGCGCGGUGGCGUGCCUGCACGCGUUCCUUCAAGCUAACUGGACGGGCCCCCACCUAGACAUCAAGCCACUAGACGUUCUCGCUUUCAGCACCCCAUUUUCUCAGCUCGUGAACGAGGAUCUGCUCCACCAGAAAGCAGUAUCGGAGCUAGCUUACGGCGGCGAACCUGCGUACCAUCUUGCCAAAUUCCCAAUAUUCCUUCAGCUUGCACGCAUCCUCCUCGACACCCCAUUCCAGCAUUGCCGAUCAGUCCCAUGGUGGAGGCUGCGCACUUGGCGCGUACACGAGCAAGUUUUGGACGAGCCCGUGGCCGUGCCCGAGGACGUUUUCACCGCAGUCUCACCGCUCCUGGACGGUUUUGCCUCCGAGCCUGAUGUCGCCGGCCGAUUAUUGUUGGAACAGGGCUUACUCGAACACUACGUAGGACAUGACAAAUCGGCGGCAGACUAUUUCGUACGAGCGGCACGGGCGACCGAACUCGAGUACGAGCUAACUGGCGCGCUAGGCAAGCGCACGAAGUUCCAAGAAACGGACGUAACGCAGCUCGUCCUCCUGGCCGAGUCUCGUGUCCGUGGAGACGGCACCGACCCUACCCAAGACGCGGGCGGAGUCAAUGGAGAGGGACCCCAGGCGGGCUCCACCAAUGGGACCGUGGAAACCGCCAAACCAAGUAAUGCAGCUGCGAAGGCAUCGGAGCCCGCACUCCCUGAAACACUCCUACUUAACGACGACACGCUAUUAGAGCAGACGGCCUUCACUUCGUCAACAAACGCUGGUACGCUCGGCUCCCGUCUCUCCCGCAUCGACCCUGCGUCGCAACCAGCGCUGCAUCCGCUUGAUCAAGCCGUCCUCCUUGCCCUCUGCCUCAAUGUCAAGAACACGUCUCCCGUACAUGGCCUCACGGCUGAGCAGAUGGCGCCGUAUGUUGCACGGGUGAUCUCACACCCUCGUAAUUGGACGGUACACACGGUGGCACUCCUCCUACGUUCCCGGCUCGAGUCCAACCGCACCCGCACCGUCGAGCGGUCCGUCCUCCAGCUGCAGGCCCUCGUCGAUCAGAUGCCUACCGCAGACUCGGCAUUACCCGAACGGCUGCUCUACAUCCACGACCUCCUCCUCCCAAGCCGGUGGGAAAUGGAGAAGGAACUCGCGAACCGCUUCCUGACCAUCGGCGUCGUCAAAUCAGCUCUUGAGAUCUUCGAGCGGCUCGAGAUGUGGGAGGAGGUCGUAAAAUGCUGGGCGAGCAUGGAGAGGGCGGACAAAGGCCGCGCCAUCGUCCGGGACCUCCUCGAUGGCCGCAAGACCGAGGCGGAUACCGUCAUCACACACGGCAAGGCCCUCUCCGAAGCUCGUCGUCGCAGCCUCGAUUCCGCGCGUGAAGCGAAGCUCUGGUGUCUCCUGGGCGACCUUGAGCCUGAGCAUGCGCUUGAACACUACACGCGUGCCUGGGAGAUUUCCCGGGAGUCAUCCGGACGGGCGAUGCGCUCCCUAGGGGGCUAUCAUUUUGCCCGAGGGAACUACGAAGACGCGAUUACCUGCCUCCGGCGAGCUGUGGCUAUCAAUCCCCUCCAGGCCCGCUCGUGGUUCGUGCUCGGCUGCGCCUGCCUCCGGGAGGAAGACUGGGACGGGGCUAGAGAGGCGUUCGUCCGCUGUGUCGGGAUUGACGAUGAAGACGGCGAGAGCUGGAACAACCUCGCGAGCGUGUAUAUGCGGAUGGGGGAGGCGGGAAAGGCGGCGAAGCUGGAGGAUGAGGAUAGUGCCAAGCAGCAGGGCGAGAGCACAGCCCUUGGGGCUGCGGAGAAUCGAAUUCCGUUUGCGAACAAGCUCCUGGCGUUCCGUGCGCUCAAGCAAGGCCUCAAGUUUGCGUACGAUAACUGGCGGAUGUGGAACAAUUACAUGAUCGUCGCCCUCGACGUCGGCGAGCUGUCCGAGGCAUGCCGAGCCCUCAGCCGCGUGGUCGAAGAGCGCGCAGUCAAGGACGGCGCAGCAUGCGUCGACGAGGAUGUCCUCGAUCGUCUCGUCGAAGCCGCCACGCGCGGGCCAGAAGACGCUGGAGCUAGUGGCGGCGAGGGAGCUACUGCAGAGGCCAAGAAGGCGACCCAGACCACCGGCCUCGAGCGACGGGUGGAAGAGCUCUUUACACGUACGAUCCUCCCUCGAGUCUCUUCUCCCCGCAUUUUCCGCGCGUGGGCUCGCCUGCUGACUGCGCAGGGACGGUACGCGGAUGCGCUGAACGCCCACCUGGAUGCAUAUCGGGCUGGGCCGGCUGGGACGAUAGAGAAGGGCGAGACGGAUGUGGAGAAGUGGCGUGGUGCCGUGGGCGAGGUUGAGGAGAUCGUGGACGUCCUACGGAAUUUCGGGCCGCGGUACGGCGAGGGCUUCAAUUGGAAGCUGCAGGCGCGCAGCAUCGUCCGCACGUUCAUGGGGCGGACGAGGGACUUCGAGGACGAGCCGGAAUGGGCGCGGCUGGUAGCGCUGCAGGAGGAGAUUAGGAAGGAAGAGUAGGGAGAUGAGCGCGGAGCCUGAGGUACGUGCGAACGACACGAGCGUCCAGUCCGAUGAACUGAGCUCGGCAGCGGCCUUCCAGGAAGGGGGUUGGCGUGCCUUGGGGUGGCAAAGUUUGUGAUAUGGGCGCGGUGGGCGCCCGGAAGCUAGUCAAGUCAAUGUAACGAAAUGAUUACUCGUGCCAUAAGAGUCACGACUUGCCAGGUCCGCAUGACGUUGAGGGAAUCCGCUAGCAAGUGCACAAGUACACCCAGGAAGCCGGAGAAAGCUCGUCACCUCCCAGCAUUCAAUAAGGACCAAUCAAGUACGUUAUAAUCGUGGCAAUAAGUGGACGGAUGCGUGGAAUAUCCAAGACGAAGGGAACUAGGAAGAGGCCACGGGUCGCUCCCAGUUCGACACCUGAGCGAUACGGUUCAGGAUCAACGUAGACACGAUUUCCGUGACUAUUGGUAUAGCGGCCGGCUUGAGAGUCAGUUUCGCAGCAAAGGGGUCUGUGAGCUGGCUUGUCUCCCAGAGAGCUAUUAGGUUCCCCUUCGCAUCUACGCACUCUAACCGCUGUGUCGAGAUUAGCCUCCAUUUGUAUUCUCGGCGGUCCUGCGCCCAGAAAUAUCGCGACGUGCUGUUUUCUUUCUUCCGGAGUCGUGCCUGUGCCAUCGAGAAAUAGGUACUGUUGCCGUAUAUAAAGUGGCCCGGUGUUCGGUUUGGGCCAAAGUAGAAAUACGAGUUAGAGGGGCCCAUGAUGUCUGGGUGUUGCUCGGCCCAUGGUGCCUCGCGGGCUAUCUUCAUGAUGAGAUUGGGGUUCUCAUCAACCAUCGUGACAGUGAAAGCGAGACGUCUGUCGGGAUCCUCGAAGCGGGCAUUCCAGGGGUCAGCGGAGUACUGGAGGAGAGUGUAGGAGGAGGAAGACAUGUGUGAAAGAUGAUAAGACGGGGCGGGGUAGGUGGAUGGACAUGGCGAUGAAUGUAUGGAUGGGACGGGAGGAGAGCGUCUGCACUGGACGAUCUCAGCUUCCACCACGCCGCCCACCGCCUUGGGGUCGCCCACGUGCCUCCCACGAGGUCCCCCACGCGGCGGUCCCAGAAUCGAUCGGAAGCACCGACGAGAACGACCGCUGCAGGCCUCCCAUCCGACACCGCAAUUCCAAACAAUUCCUCCCUAUUUCCCGUCCCGUCCCGGCCGUCCUCCCUCCGCCAUCCCGGCUAACGAACCCUAAUCGGCCGGGCUCUGGUCCCCGUCCUCCACGGACCCUCAUCACACCCUGCGGCCUCCGUCGGACCACCGCGCCAUCACACCUUUCGGCACCUGCACACUUCUUGCGGGCGCGAACCGCGCCCGAAACAAUCACCACCACCCAAGGAACAUGUUCGGGAACCCCAUGGCGACUGUCCCAGUUGGCUAUCUCUCAACUACGCCCGUGAAUGAUCCCUAACCGCGAGAUCUGAUCUCGGCCUUCAUAACGCAUCUACAGUCGGUGACGACAAGAUCGCCGCAUCUCCGUCUGGCAUAUCGCACAGACAGCCGACGGGUGGCCGUGUGCUCUCCUUCCCUUCUUCCUUCCUGCGUCGCCAUGCUCAGCCUUCCUUCCCGUGCGCCAAUAGCCUGCUCGCGUGCUCACCGGUGCUUCGCCUACCCCUGGUCAGCCAGGGACGAUGCCAAACGCCACUGCCAGUAGCCAGGGUAGCGGGCGAAGGACGAUCGAACCCCCCAAAGAACCUGGCGAACCCGAAGCGCGACCAGCGCCGCCGCCGCCAUGAUUCAAUCGUAUACGUGCACGAUUCCGUAGAAGAGCGUCCAGACGAGCACGAAGGAGAAGAUGUUCUCUUGCCCGGGAUUCACGAGCUCCCACCAGCCCCCGGGCACAAAUUUUGCCGGUUUCCCCUUGCACUUCACGUAGAGACAGGAGGAGGUGAGCAGGGUCGAGAAGACGAAGAGCGCGAAGCCGAGCGUGUUCUCCAGGCCGAGCACCCCUGCGACAGCACCAGAGAAGCAGGACGAGAAAAACUUCACAGUGUAGAGCCGGGCAUUGUUAUACUGGACGUUGGGCUGGAAGAGCAGCUGCGCGGCGGCCUCAGGGGUGGUAGCAGUCGCCGACAUGGACCAAGGCGUGGUCGUGGACGUCGCGGUCGAAGGUGUGGCGGACGCGCGUGUGUGACGAGUGGAGUCACACUGCAGAAUAGUGUCACACUCACGCGAGGGGAUCUGCGGAUCGCGUACCAAAUCGGGACCUGCUUUGCGCUCCUCGCCGCUGAGACUCGACCCAGAGUCACUGCGUCCUCUCCGUCCUCCUCCUCACCGUCUCGAGCAUCCGCAAGCUCACCAUUAGGGCCGCACUUCUCUCUGGGAUCCGACAUGACGAACCAGAGGCAGUACAAGGUCGGCGUCCUCGGCGCGACCGGCACCGUCGGCCAACGCUUCAUCGCGCUCCUCGCAGAGCAUCCUUUCUUCGUGAUCCACGCGCUCGGUGCGUCCGCUCGAUCGGCCGGGAAGCCGUACGGCAAGGCGGUCAACUGGAAGCAGACGAAGCCCAUCCCGAGCGUCGUGCGGGAAUUGGUCGUUCAGGAAUGUAUACCUGAACGUUUCAAGGAGUGUGCUAUCGUCUUCUCCGGCUUGGACGCAGAUGUGGCGGGCGAUAUAGAGCAGGCAUUCCGCGUCGCGGAGCUCGCCGUCUUCUCGAAUGCGAAAAACUACCGGAGAGACCCGCACGUCCCGCUCAUCGUUCCGCUCGUGAACACCUCCCAUUUCUCCAUCAUCCCGCAGCAGCAGCGGCUGCACUCCCCACCCCUCCAAAAGGGUUUCAUCGUCACGAACGCCAACUGCUCGACCACCGGCGUCGUCGUUCCCCUUGCCGCGCUCGAGCGCGCCUUCGGGCCCAUCGAGUCCUGCAUGAUCACGACCAUGCAAGCCAUCUCGGGCGGCGGCUACCCAGGCGUGCCCUCGCUCGACAUCAUGGACAACAUCGUGCCCUACAUCUCCGGGGAGGAGGAGAAGAUCGAGUGGGAGACGCUCAAGAUCCUCGGGGGCCUGGCGCAGGGCGACGACGGCCUGAAGGCGUUCGACAUGCACACCAAGCAGCCGCUCCGCAUCUCGGCGUCGUGCAACCGCGUGCCGGUCAUCGAGGGCCACACCGAGUGCGUGAGCGUGCGGUUCGCCCGCCGCCCGCCGCCCAGCCCGCAGCAGGUUCGCGAGGCGCUCCAGAACUACACGAGCGAGGCGUACACGAUCGGGUGCCCGUCCGCCCCGAGGCACACGGUGUUCGUGCAUGAGGAGGCGGACCGGCCGCAGCCACGGCUGGACAGGGAUUACCAGCUCGGGGCGGGGGUGAGCGUGGGGCGGGUACGGCAGUGUCGGGUGCUGGACAUCAAGUUCGUCGUGCUCGCGAACAACGUCGCGAUUGGGGCGGCGACGAGCAGCAUCAUCAACGCGGAGUACGCGGUCUUAAAAGGUAUCGUCUCAGCCUAGACGCAAGAUUGGGACUCCCGGACGUUGCCCCAGGUCCGUUGGAUAUCAGUUAAAGAGGGAGGGGUAGGGGCCAGGUUGCUUGGCAUGGUAGAAGGGGGGAGGGAUUGGGCGGACGUGCUGGUCCGUGCCGCUGCAGUUGGGAAAAACGAUUUACAUGUACGAGUUAAUGGGCGGAAUGCAAGCAAACACACCACCAUACAUAGACAUUUCAC